AUGGCGGCAGCUGAAGCAGCGACACAAUCCCAGCCGGACCGCGGCAUCCGCAUCGCCAUCGACCGCGGCGGCACCUUCACCGACUGCGUCGGCGAGCUCGCGGGCCGCGAGACCAUCAUCAAGCUGCUCUCCGAGGACCCGUCCAACUACGACGACGCGCCGCUCGAAGGCAUCCGGCGCAUCAUGUCGCACUUCCUGGGCCGCGAGAUCCCGCGCGGGGAGCCGCUCGACACAGCCAAGAUCGAAUCGAUCCGCAUGGGCACGACGGUCGCGACGAACGCGCUGCUGGAGCGCAAGGGCGAGAAGAUCGCGCUGGUCGUCACGGAAGGGUUCAGGGACUGUCUGGCGAUCGGGAACCAGAGCCGGCCCAAGAUUUUCGACCUGGCGAUCCGGAAGCCGGAUGUGUUGUACGAGACGGUCGUGGAGGUGGAGGAGCGGGUGACGUUGGAGGACUAUGCGGAGGAUCCGGCGAGGACGGUGACGGAGGUUGAGGUGAAGGCGGGGACAGCGGAGGCUGGAAAGGCGGAGGUGGUGAGGGGGACGAGCGGGGAGGCUGUGAGGAUACUGAGGAGGCCUGAGGAGGAGGGGGUGAGGAGGCAGUUGCAGGAGGUGUAUGACCAAGGGAUCCACAGCGUGGCGGUUUGUCUGAUGCAUGGGUAUACGUUUCCUGACCACGAGGCAUUGGUGGGGAGGAUCGCGAGGGAGAUUGGGUUCAAGCACAUCUCGCUCAGCCACGAGUUGAUGCCGAUGAUCAAGUUGGUCUCACGGGCUACGUCGGUCUGUGCUGACGCGUACCUCACACCGGCGAUAAAGAAAUACAUUUCCGGCUUCCAGGCUGGCUUCGAGGGUGGUUUGGGAACGAGGAGUGUGCAGAAAGAGGAAGGGGCGAGAGGUGCGAGAUGUGAGUUCAUGCAGAGUGACGGCGGCCUGGUGGACGUGGAGAACUUCACUGGAUUGAAGGCCAUUUUGUCCGGACCGGCGGGCGGCGUCGUCGGGUAUGCGAUCACGUCGUACGACGAAGAGACCAAGGUUCCUGUGAUUGGGUUCGAUAUGGGCGGUACCAGCACGGAUGUGUCGAGAUUUGGCGAGGGAAGGUAUGAGCACGUCUUCGAAACGACCACUGCUGGAGUCACCAUCCAGUCGCCGCAACUGGACAUCAACACUGUAGCGGCGGGAGGCGGCUCGAUGCUGUUCUGGAAGAACGGUUUGUUUGUCGUCGGACCGGAAUCAGCCGGAGCGCAUCCGGGCCCGGCAUGUUAUCGUAAGGGAGGCCCGGCGACCGUCACCGACGCAAACCUUUACCUAGGGCGCCUGCUGCCCGAGUUCUUCCCCAAGAUCUUUGGCGAAAACGAGGACCAGGGGCUCGACCCCGAGGCCAGCAAGAAGGUCCUUCAAGAACUGGCGGACCAGGUAAACAAGGAGACCGGCAAGAACAUGAGCGUCGACGAGGUGGCGUACGGGUUCCUGACUGUGGCCAACGAGACCAUGACGCGCCCUAUCCGGUCCAUCACGGAAGCCAAAGGCCACGACUCCUCCAAGCACCGGCUGGCAACCUUCGGUGGCGCCGGCGGGCAGCACGCCGUCGCCAUCGCCGAGGCGCUGGGCAUCAAGCAGAUCCUCAUCCACCGGUACUCUUCAGUGCUGUCGGCGUACGGGAUGGCUCUGGCCGACGUCGUCGACGAGAGGCAGGAGCCCGACUCCAAGGUGUGGGAGUUCCCCGGCAAGGCAGCCGACGAGCUAAAGAGCAAGAUGGAAAAGCUUAAAGAGAAGUCGCGCGAGGCGCUCAAGGCGCAGGGGUUCGAGGACAAGGAAAUUGUGUUUGAGGAGUACCUCAAUAUGAGGUACCGCGGGACGGAGUCUGCGCUGAUGAUUAUCAAGCCCGAGGGCAGCAAGGACGGCGACGAGUGGGACUAUGGAACGGCGUUCGUCCGCCAGCACCGCUACGAGUUCGGGUUUACCUUGGACGAGCGCGACAUCAUCGUCGACGACGUGCGUGUGAGGGGCAUCGGCAAGAGCUUCCGGCAUUCCGAGAAGACUGUGGAUCAACAGUUGAAGGUGCUUGAGCGGAAGGAUGUUGAGGUCAGCAAGGCGAUGGACCGGCAAAAGGUGUACUUCGAGGAGGGACGGCUGGAUACGCCUGUCUACAAGCUCGAGGAUCUCAGUACAGGCGAGACUAUCAAGGGGCCUGCCAUGCUGGCGGACGGAACACAAACAAUUGUAGUGACGCCGAAAGCUACGGCUCUGAUCCUCGAUACACAUGUUGUUAUUGAUAUUGAGAAGGAAGGCUCAAAGGAUGAUGGAGCUGCUAAGAAGGACGGCGAACGAGACGUCGACCCCAUUAUGCUUAGUAUCUUUGGUCAUCGUUUCAUGGCCAUCGCGGAGCAAAUGGGACGUGCCCUCCAAAAGACCAGUGUCAGUACAAAUGUCAAGGAGCGCCUCGACUUCUCCUGUGCCAUAUUUGACGCAAGUGGAGGGCUCGUGGCUAACGCGCCGCAUCUUCCCGUUCAUCUCGGCUCCAUGUCAACCUGCGUGAAGCGCCAAGCCGAGAUCUGGAAGGGUGACCUGAAAAAGGGGGACGUCAUCAUCUCUAACCACCCAUCCUACGGCGGCACCCACUUGCCAGACAUCACGCUCGUGAUGCCUGCUUUCAACGAGAAGGGCGACAAAAUCCUGUUCUACGCUGCUUCCAGGGCUCAUCACGCCGACAUUGGGGGUAUCACGGCCGGCAGCAUGCCGCCGCAUUCUAAAGAGCUCUACCAGGAAGGCGCGGCGAUUAAGAGCGAAAAGCUAGUCAGCGAAGGCCGCUUCGACGAAAAGCGCGUCACGGAGCUGUUGUACAACGAGCCCGCCCAGUACCCCGGCUGCAGCGGUACGCGCUGCUUGGCGGAUAACAUCAACGACCUCAGGGCGCAGGUCUCGGCUAAUCAGAAGGGCAUCGCUCUUAUCGAGGGGCUUAUUGAGGAGUACGGCGAGGAGACGGUGCAGUUUUACAUGGUUAACAUCCAGAACAACGCUGAGCUCUGCGUGAGAACGCUGUUGAAGCAGGUCAGCAAGCGCUUCGAGGGGCGUGAUCUGCAGGCUGUUGAUUUUAUGGAUGACGGCAGCCCCAUCAGGCUCAAGGUCACGAUUGAUGCGGAUAAGGGCGAGGCAGUUUUUGAUUUCGAGGGGACCGGACCGGAGGUGUACGGAAACGUGAACGCCCCCGAAGCCGUGACGUACAGCGCCAUUAUUUACUGCCUCAGAUGUCUCAUCUCCGAAGACAUUCCCCUGAACCAGGGUUGCCUGAAGCCGAUUAACGUCAAGAUUCCGCCCAAGUCGCUUCUCUCGCCUUCGGAUGGGGCUGCCGUGGUGGGAGGGAAUGUGCUUACGAGCCAGCGCGUCACGGAUGUCAUCUUCAAGGCCUUCCAGGCAUGUGCUGCCAGCCAGGGCGACUGCAACAACCUUACGUUUGGUUUCGGUGGUAACCUGACGGGCCAGAAGGAGGUCAAGGGCUUUGGGUACUACGAGACCAUCGCGGGUGGCAGCGGUGCUGGGCCCACGUGGGAGGGCACGAGUGGAGUACAUACACACAUGACCAACACGCGCAUCACGGACUCGGAGGUGUUUGAGAGGAGAUAUCCCGUUAUUUUGAGGGAAUUUUCACUGAGGAAGGGUAGUGGUGGAGACGGGCAGCAUCGGGGAGGUGACGGUGUUAUUAGGGAUAUUGAGUUCCGCAUCCCGGUGCAGGUGUCUAUCCUAAGUGAACGGAGGGUCUACCGGCCGUACGGUCUUGCGGGCGGAGAGGACGGCGAGGCAGGGCUGAAUGUGUGGGUUAGAAAGGUCGAGAAGGGCAGCUGGGAGAAGAGUCUCAAGAGGCUGAAGGGGGCUGGCCAACAGGACCAGGAGGAGGUGGAGUAUGAGGAGAGAAGGUUCAAUCUGGGCGCCAAGAACAGCGCGCCCAUGAAGCCUGGGGAGAGGAUCAUUGUGAACACGCCUGGCGGUGGUGGAUGGGGCAAGGUCGGGGAGGCUAAGGGAGUCAAGGCAGGAAGGGAUCAUACAGAAGCCUGGAGGAAGGGCAGCCAUGCCAAUCGGGAGGAUAUGGCUUUGCAGGUGUAG
Colletotrichum siamense is the source of this 4095-nucleotide messenger RNA. RefSeq lists its product as uncharacterized. Gene Ontology annotation, biological process: glutathione metabolic process. The coding region runs from base 1 to 4095 and encodes 1364 amino acids. Gene Ontology annotation, molecular function: 5-oxoprolinase (ATP-hydrolyzing) activity. NCBI's taxonomy places the organism in Eukaryota, Fungi, Ascomycota, Sordariomycetes, Glomerellales, Glomerellaceae. The record is from RefSeq and is a predicted model, not a curated record. The transcript has 2 exons. Gene Ontology annotation, cellular component: cytosol.